UCGAAAUAUUUCGCCACUGAUGCUUUGAUAAUUUGCCUAAAAAAACUAAUUUUUCUAUCUUUCUUGUAAUUAUUUGGUUAAAUUAUUUAAAAUGAAGUAAGUAAAUGGUUGUUAAUAAAAUAAGUAGUACAAUAUUUUAUUUUAUUAAAGAGCGCUGCUGUAAUGUAUGUAGUUACACAGGUUGAAGGUAACAUACUAAUUGCAGGCGCUGUUAUUCGGAACUUAAUUAAUUGAUAAUAUUGAUAUUAUUUUUUGAAAGAUAUGGGUAACCAUAAGGGCAGUUUUCAAGCAUCACAACAUUGUAUCUGCUCAAAAAUAAUUUCACAUAGCAUUAUAUAUUGGAACUAAAUUGGAUCCUAAAAUUCACAGCAUAAUGGCUCUGCAAAAUACAGAUAUCACGUUAGAGAUCACUAGUGAAUUAGAACAACCUGAAAAUCCAGAUAUUAAGCAAGAAUUAGAAAGAGAAGAAACAAACAUAACUGUGCAUAUUAAGAGCGAAGAAGAUGAUGAGCGUGAAGACGGUGAUAAUGAAUUUGAGAACAUCCAAUUGGAAAUCAAGGAAGAAACCAUUUAUCCAUGUUAUGAGAAAGAUAUGUCAACGAACCCAUCACAUAGUAAUAUAAUGGUAAAUUUACCUGUACUAUCUCAGAAUUUAGAUAUAGAAGGCUAUGAGGACAUGACCAAAAAUGAGAGGGAAGAAGUGGAUGCAACAGAAAUGGAGAAUAAUAUGGAAGUGAAAGAAGAAACUGGUGCUGUUGAUGAAUCGGUUGUGACAUAUGAUUAUCCAAAUUUUGAUGACACAGGCAGUAUGGACAGCAGAGAUGCAGCAGUCUUAGGCAAUGUGGAAACAUGUUUACAAGAAGAAAUCAAUAUAAAAACAGAAGGUGUUCUUUUAGAUCAUGAAAAAGAAGUAUUGGGUAAACUUAAUGUAAAAGAAGAAGCAGAGUUAACAGUAACAGAAACUCAUUUGAUAUCCAAUAAAGUGAUCAAUACCACAUCAACUAUAACAAACCCGCAGGAUGGGUUAAUCCAAUCACAAACCACUAAAACAUUAGUUAUGGAGAUUCUCCCCAUGCCUCAUGGGUCUGUUGCUUUGUCAAAGAUAGGCAACCCUGAAGAAAUAUUGCCUACAACAUAUGACGAUUCAGAUCAAUACAAUGAUAUGUUUCAAUUAAAUUCCAUAACGGGGAAUGUUUUGUCAUUAGAACAAGAGGCAUAUGGUCUAUUAAAAACAAAUACAAAACAGGUAACUCCUAAAUUUUAUGCCUGUUCAAAAUGCCCUAAGACACUCACAAGUAAUUAUGCAUUAAAGAGACAUUUAAAUGUGCAUGAUGGUAUUGAAAAAAGGGCAAUGGGAAUCAUCAAAGGUCAAAGAACAAGGCAAGAAAAUUUUGAACGGAAACUAAACGAGAGUUUGAUAAAGAGACUUGGUAAGCAAGAAAAGUCUAAACGACUUGAAUCAAAAAUCAAGAAGGAACGUCGGAAACUAAUUAAAGUAGAAAUUAAACCUAAGACAAGUCAAUCAAAUACGAAAUCAAAACACCAAAGUAAUAAAGUGGAAGAUAAGAAUGAAAAGGUAACUCAAGUAGAUGUCAAGGUAAAGGAAAUAAAAAAGGAAGGAUACGAAUGUACCUGUGGCAAGACCUUCCGUCGCAGAAGUAGAAUGGAGACUUGUUUGCGAUCACACGACCUAUUCUUAGACACAAACUCUCGUUAUCCUUGUUUAACUUGUAGAAAACAAUUUAGAGACAAAGAUGAGUUGGCAUUACACAGAAAGCGGUUACAUCGAAAGAAAUUCCCUUGCAAAUUCUGUCCAACAGAUUAUAGUACAAGAAAGGAGCUCUUUAAACAUUUACAGAUACACCAAAAAGUUCAACUCAUGGAAUAUAAAGUUAUAUCUGAAAUUGUUAAAGGCAAACAGAAGUUGCGAUGUUUUAUGUGUGCAAAGAGUUACACUGAACUCUCAGAGUUGAAAUCUCAUGUGAUGGAAGAUCACAAGGAGCCCUAUAGUUGCCCUCAUUGUUAUGGUACUUUUUCGAAAAUUAUUGACUUUGGCAAUCAUACAAAAACUUAUCACCCAGAAGUAGAAGGUCAAUCUGUUCUGGAUGUUCUUGAAGCGUUCUCUAAGCUGGUUAAGGCCUGGAAGUGCGAGGAAUGUGGCCUGCAGUUUCACGAGGCAGAUAAACUGGCUCUGCAUCAGAUAGAAAAACAUAGCAAUGACUCUAAAGCAAUUUUCCCAGAGUCCCAGUUUCAAUGUGCCGACUGUCGCCGCGUUUUCAUAAGUCAGAAAGGUUUAACUUCUCACAGAAGGAUACAUCACAGCACCGAGGCCAAAGAAGAAUCGGAGGAUGUGGUAAAGGGCGUAAUGUGUUUAGAAUGUCGAAAAAUUUGCCAAGACAUGGACGCGUUAAAUUCACACAUGCGGCUGCAUUCACCAGACAGGAAGUAUCCGUGCAAAUUUUGCGACUUCCGCUUCGCCACACCCGAAAAGAGGAAAGCGCACGCCGAAUUACAUACAGGAGAUAUGAAAUACGUGUGCUUUAUUUGCGAGUACCAGUGCAGUUCAGAAAAUCGGCUCAAGCAACACAAAUUAUCGGUAAAACAUUCAAAUAUGAAAGAGUUUCUGCUUACGGGCAAGCCUUUGAUUGAACAAGGGCAGUCGACAUCGAAAGACGAGUGUGUUAAGAAGAGAAAGAAAGUUAAAAAGGAUACUGACAGUGAAACUAGUGUUGAAGUGCCCUGCGAUAUUUGUGGUGAUAAAUUUAGUUCCGAAAAUGAAAUGCUAGAACAUAAACAGACUCAUCCCUUCAUAGAAUUUCCCAAUGAUGAUCAACCCACUAGAAUAUUUUUCAAAUAAAUACUUGCCUAUAUAGAGAAUUUUACAAAGACUGGCAAUUUGUGACUUACUUUGUACCUAUGUGUUUGCUGUUUCAUAUUUUUUUUUUUUUUGUUAUAUACGAUACUUUCCACGUUACACAAACUUGUAAGACACGAAUUAUCUGAAUAAGUAUGUUAUAAACAAGCUGUAAUAUAUGUUUGAAAGUAAUAUAUACUAGAGUUCAAACAAAAGUUGAUACUUACAUAACGCCUUGUUUUUCAUUAUGAUUAUUGUCAUACGCGGUUAUUAGGUCCCCUUUUGAUAAAACUGCGAACUUAAAAUACAUACAAGCGUCCUGGAAGAUGCCGAUUCCAGUGAAAAAAGUUACAUUUAAUUCUAAAUUCAACAAAAUUCAAUUGUUUUAUUUUCUUUAGUUUAAUUAGAACUGUGAUUUAUCAUAUUAUGAGGGAAAAUUAUUUGCCAUUGUUGACUAGUCUAAGAUUUCAUAUUAGUUAUUUAAACAUGUUUCAAACAAGAAAUUGUUUAAAUUUUUUAUAUGUACAGGGUGUGGUGUGGUAAUGGGUAUAACAAGUUGAAAUUCAGUAAAUUGCAGUAUCUAUUUAUAAAAAUGAAUUAAUUUUCCUAAGAAAUGUGUCGUUACAUAUAAAUUAAGAACCUUUAAAUCGAUCAUGUGACUGCAUGGUUUAUAUGUAAUAUUAAAAAUAAUUUUAUAUA
Messenger RNA from Galleria mellonella (greater wax moth), 3553 nucleotides. RefSeq names its product zinc finger protein 271-like. The transcript is spliced from 3 exons. Gene Ontology annotation, molecular function: RNA polymerase II transcription regulatory region sequence-specific DNA binding; DNA-binding transcription factor activity, RNA polymerase II-specific. NCBI's taxonomy places the organism in Eukaryota, Metazoa, Arthropoda, Insecta, Lepidoptera, Pyralidae. Bases 374 to 2857 code for a protein of 827 amino acids. Gene Ontology annotation, biological process: regulation of transcription by RNA polymerase II. Gene Ontology annotation, cellular component: nucleus. The record is from RefSeq and is a predicted model, not a curated record.